UGGAAUUCUUGCGAUUACCACCCUUUAGAUUGUUAGUAACAACAUUUAAUACUAAAACAGAAACCCAUAGCUUGAAGGGUGGUUUGGUCAUUUUAAAUACGUUGUGGUUGCGUCUGAGUCACGUGACUUCCGAAAACAUUGAAGUCUUGAGGUUCAGCUACGCCCGCCAUUUUCUUUAGUAGCCAAGAACCGAGUCGUCUUCUCCUCUUAUCUUGAAAUCACACGCAAAACGCCGUCGUAUUACUCGUAACUUUGAAAGCAGUGAUCAUGGUUCAGCUAAUGAGAUCCGACCACCAGUGCCUGAAAAAGGUGAAGCUUGAAUCCAAUGAAGAUCAUGACCUUCCUUCUCUUCACAAGCGUCCCAAAUUCGAUUCUCCACCUAAGAGUGAUGAUUCAAUUGCGGUUCCUACAGCAGGUUCUUACAAUCCCUUGGAUGAGCCAAGCCCCUUGGGUUUGCGUCUCAGGAAGAGUCCUUCCCUUUUGGAUUUGAUUCAGAUGAAGCUCUCACAGCAACAAGAUGAUAACGCUUCCGCAAUGGCACUUGCCAGUAAGAAAGAUCAUAAGGCUGGUGCCAAAGCUGCUGCUUCUUCUUCUGCCACUGAUUCUAAGCUCAAGGCCUCUAAUUUCCCUGGCACAGUAUUGAAGAUUGGGACUUGGGAGUAUAAGUCUAGAUAUGAAGGGGAUUUGGUGGCAAAAUGUUACUUUGCUAAGCAUAAGCUUGUUUGGGAAGUGCUUGAUGGUUGUCUUAAGAACAAGAUUGAAAUCCCUUGGUCUGAUAUCAUGGCUAUCAAAGCAAACUAUCCUGAUGAUUCCCCUGGAACACUUGAAGUAGUGCUGGCUAGAAGACCCUUGUUCUUUAGGGAGAUCAAUCCACAACCAAGGAAGCAUACCUUGUGGCAAGCAACAUCAGAUUUUACUGGUGGACAAGCGAGUUUGCACAGGAAUUUGUUUCUGCAGUGCCCUCAGGGGUUACUAGGGAAGCAUUUUGAGAAGCUCAUUCAGUGUGAUCCCCGUCUCAACUAUUUGAGCCAGCAGGGCGAGAUUGUGUUGGACUGUCCAUGUUUCGAAACCAGUAACGGAAUCGAAGACCAAGUUGAACCUAGUUGUCUCGACAGAAAGAGCGACGUGCAAGCCGGUUUUUUUGGGUUGCGGGAUGUUGAAUCAGGGUCUGCAGCGCAAUCAUCCUCCUCAAAAAGUGAACAUAAUCUUGGGAAAGCUUUUGAAAAUGUUUCUCAAGAAAUCACCUCACCUAGCUCAGUAAACACCCAUGCAGUCAGAGAUUUAGGAAAUAGAGGAGUUGAAACUCUGAAGAUUCUUAGCAAUUUGGAUCAGAUCAAACUCUCUGGUCUUCACCCUUCAAUGUCCAUGAAUGAUCUGGUUAACCACAUUGAAACCUGCAUCUCGGAACAGAUGGCAUCCGGGAACCCUAACUUCGCUGGUGGCGACGGCCAGCUCAGCAGAUCAAUCUUGGAGGAAUUCACACAGUGCUUGUUCAACGAUAACACUCAACUCGCAGCAGCAGUCCCAGAUGAACAUUAUGUGAUGUCAAGGGUGAACUCACUCUGCUGUCUCCUGCAGAAAGAUAACAUUAACAAUAACCCUUCAACAGUAACAACAGGCACAAUGAGGAGAAAUGGUAAUAAUGGUGUUGAUGCAGAUGCAAAUGGAAAAAUUGGUGGUGGUGAGAGUAACAAUAACAAUAACACCAAUCAAUGCAAGAGUAAAGGGAUUGAUUUGGAACUUAAUCAGCAAGAUGGUGAUGGUUCUGGCUGCAACAAGCAGCAAGGAAGUAGUGGCUUAGCAAGAAAGGAAUCAGUUGGUGAUUUGCUGCUUAAUCUUCCAAGGAUUGCAUCUUUGCCACAGUUUCUGUUUCCCAUGCCUGAGGAUUCUGUGAAUCAAGUUAGAUAGCAUAGUAACAACGAUGUGUUAUCGAAGUUUGCAAUGCAAACAUCAUAGUUUCCAGCUUUCCAUCAUCAUAUGUAGUCUUCAGCAGUGUGAAUAUAUUAUAUAUGCAGUCAGUUUUUUGUUUCAACCCAACCCAACAGGGAUUCAGAGAUCCACAUUGAUGAAGAAUCCUUUGCAGACACUAUGGGAUAUACGUUGUUGUAUUUUUCAGUGGAGAGAAAAAUGAUUAAUUACCUUUCGAAACC
Arachis duranensis is the source of this 2150-nucleotide messenger RNA. RefSeq lists its product as uncharacterized. The record is from RefSeq and is a predicted model, not a curated record. Lineage: Eukaryota; Viridiplantae; Streptophyta; Magnoliopsida; Fabales; Fabaceae. The coding region runs from base 268 to 1908 and encodes 546 amino acids. The transcript has 6 exons.